Messenger RNA from Racocetra persica, 508 nucleotides. Lineage: Eukaryota; Fungi; Glomeromycota; Glomeromycetes; Diversisporales; Gigasporaceae. The record is from the annotation of a GenBank genome assembly.
AAACAAGCGACACUCUAAUAAUAAGUUUUGCUCUGAAUCUGCUUUAGAAAGUUUGGAAAUUCGAAAACAGAUACGCGAGUUUAUAAUAUCAGGUGAUAUUACCUCUGCUUUAUCGUUAUGUCGAACCUCCUUUCCGGAAGUGGUAUCCACCGAAGAAGGUAAUCUCCUAACAACACCACGUUCUACCGAGAUGUGCUUCAAACUUCAAUUACAGCAAUUUAUAGAGACCGUGCGCUCUGGGAAUUUCGACGAGGCUUUAACAUUUGCUCGAUCUGUGUUGGCAGAAUAUCCAUCACUUGGAGGUGAAAAUGAGCAAAAGUAUCGUGAUGAAUUUGAGAAGGUGAGCCCAUUAAUUGCAUAUGAGAAUCCGGAAAAUUCACCGUCUGCGUCAUUAUUGUCUCAGGAACAUCGUGAUAAGUUGGCAGAUGAAAUCAAUAGUGCUAUACUCUCUAUUGAUAGCCAAGUGAACGAAUCUGCACUUGAAAGACUUAUAAAGCAAGCGAUAGUU